ACGUGGAGGACAGGAGGACCUAAGUGGUGAGACGUUGAGGCAGGGAGGACCUAAGUGGCGAGACGUGGAGGAAGGGAGGACCUAAGUAGAUAGUAGAUACACCGGUAUAAUCGCCCGGCCCAGCUUUUUCCAAGAGGUGGCCCGGCCUUGGCUCCUUGUUGUGGGAGUGUCUCAGACUAAUGUCUGCCAUGGGAGGAGGUACAAGUACCUCGUCGUCUUCUGAGACCAGUGCUGGUGGUGGCACCGCUAUGAUCUUAUUAGCACUACUCAUCCUCUUCUUGGUGACAGAUACUGGCGCAGUGCCGUUUGAAGAUGCUACAGCUUUAUGCUCCACGGAAUGUCCGAUCACCGGUUCCCCCAAACUCUUCUAUCAUCCAGGAAAGACCUACACCUACGAGUACUUCAUGAAAUCUCUGAUCCAACUGAAAAGUGUGGAAAGUGGAAUGUCAGUGACGGAUUGGUCCACGCAAGUUGAACUCUCAUGGAGAAGUCCUUGUGACAUGGUCAUCACUUUGAAGGACUCCGAGAUACAUGGUGGCAAUGUCCCAGACGCUGCCAGGUUCCUGGAGAGGUACCCACUGGUGGUGGCUGUGGUCGACGGCAGAGUUCAGCAUGUGUGUAGUCAUCCUGACGACGACACCUGGUCCGUCAAUAUUAAGAAGGGCGUCGCCUCAGCCUUCCAGAACUCACUCCCUUCUAUUUCUACCGUCAAUUCAGGACAAAGUAUUACUGAGACGGACGUGGUAGGAAAGUGUCUAACGAGAUACGAGGUAUAUAAUGAGAGAAACAGAGUUAUUGUGAAGAAAGAGAAGAAUCAUCGCCUAUGCAAGGAACGUUACUUCACCCCUACUGAGACUCAGGUGCCCUGGCUCAGAGGUCCUUUGCCACUGGAAGUGUCAGAAUCUUCGUGUAUACAAGAGAUUAGGCAUGGAAUCUACUCCGCCAUCAUAUGUAAGGAUAGGAACGUGGUCCGGCCAAGUUACGGGGCCUAUAAAUAUGUUGAGGCCAAACAGGAGUCGGCCCUCAGAUAUCUCUCAGAAUCCAGUGAAGAAUCAGCUGCCGACUUUACAGUAUCUCUAGGUAACAUGGUCCGGAAGAGCCUCUUGUACAGUUAUGAUACACCUAAGAAGGACCCGUCCAUGGUAACUCAGUUGGAUCAGAUUAUCACCCAGAUCUGUGAGAAAAUUAAGGAUGUUGUUGAACGUGAUGUUGCUGCUUUGGUGGCCAGGGCUGUUCAGCUCCUACGAUGGGUGCCUCAGGAAACCGUGGAACAAACUUUAGUCAAAAUUCGCAGAGGGCAAUACUGUCAAGACCACAAAAAACUCGAGAACUUAUAUCUAGAUGCUGUUGCUUGUGUCCAAGAGUCUGGUGCAAUAAAAGUUAUGAUGAUGGAGCUGGUGAGAGGACAGGUCCCAGAAGGACGUGCUGCUCUCUACACUGCUGCUCUUUAUCUUCAUUUGCGUCCUACCUGGAGUGACAUUGAAGCUCUCGUGCCCAUAUUUGAAUCCCCUCGACCUGUGUCCUCUGUGAUUCUGGCAGCAGCUUCUGUGGUCAAUGCAUAUUGUCGUCGCCAUUCCCAGUGUCAUAAUGAAGCGUUAGUUAGGACCAUUGCCGGAGCACUGAAUAAUAAAAUUUUAAAUCAGUGUUCCCUUUUAAGUGAAAAAAAAGAACAAGAGGCAGCACUCUUAACACUGAAGACCAUCGGCAACAUGGGCGUGAUGACUCCCACAGUGGCUACGUCUCUUAUAAGAUGCAUGAAGAUUGAAGGAGUUCUAACUAGUGUCCGAGUAGCUGCAGCUCAAGCUUUUAGGCAAGCACAGUGCAAACAAUCAAUUACAAACCAGCUCCUUCGUAUUGCGGUUGAUCCAACUGGAAACACAGAGGUUCGCAUUGCCUCGUACCUCACGGUGAUUCGUUGUGUAAAGCAACAUGAAAUGGAGAUGAUCAUUAAUAAUAUCACGGGACAAGAAAACACGCAAGUUCGUGGUUUCAUACUGAGUCACCUGGUGAACCUCCAAGACACCAACACACCACACAAGGAACACCUCCGUCACAUGCUGACGAACAUUCUCCUUCCCAGAGAUUUUGAGACAGACAUCAGGAAAUAUUCUCACAACAUAGACCUGUCUUACUUCUUCCCAUCUCUGGACAUUGGUGCCGGCGUAGAAUCCAACAUCAUCUACGCCCCGGGAUCCUUUGUUCCUCGGUCUAUUGACUUUAACCUCACAGUAGCAUCAGGAGGAGCCCUUGUGAAUAUAGGCGAAGUUGGUGUACGAAUUGAAGGUCUAAGACCAAUUAUUGAUAAGCUAAUAGGACCAGGAGGUUACCUAAGAAGGACUAGUUUGAGUAAUAUUUUUCGUUACAUUUUGAUGUUCCUUGAAAAACAGCUUAAAGAGAUCAUUGAUAAUUUCCAGGAUAUUACAAGGCAAAAAAGGACUACUGAUAUGUCUUUAAUAUACGAUUUUUUCACUGACAUAAAUUAUUAUGGCAGAGAUGGUGGUGUCCGCGCUGACAUAUUUGCUCGCUAUAUGGGUCAAGAAAUAAGUUUUGCUUCUUUGUCUGGAAACUUGGAAGAUAUAGCUGCAAUUAGAAUAGGCAGGACUGUCGGCUCGUUUAUUGCAGAGAUUCUUCUCCAGAUGAAAAAUGUGAAGACUAACAAUGCAAGAACAGCCGGGUUGCACCUAGAAUAUAGUAUCACUACCAUCCAAGGUACACCUUUAAAAUUAAAAUUUGAAGGAACUGCCAUUGUCGGACUCGAGUUGGAAGGAAAUCUAAAUCUAAUUGAUUUAUUUAUGAACUCGAAAAGGGAAGAGAACACCACAAUCACCCCAAGCCUGUCUAUACAAAUAGACGGCUUUAUUGGCUUCGAUAAUUACCUCACUACGACAGGAAUGAAAACGGUCAACACCGUCUCAAGUAGCAACUGUCUCUCUCUCAAUGCCCAGGCUAAGGACAACGAGGUGAAAAUUUUGUGGGCUCUUCCUGAAAAGAUGGAAUUUAUUGAUGUGAAGAGCGAGACAUACCUUAUGAAGACUGCGAGAGGCAGCCCAGAAACUAAGAUCAUCCCAGCUUCCAUGAGAGAUAUUAGAGUCAGUAUUCACUCAUGUAUCAACAGUUUUGAACCUGUGUUAGGUCUUAAGCUCUGUUAUGAUUUGGACAUCCCAGAUAUCUUCCGCAGCAGCUCUCUACCACUCGGGGCUCCAAGUACAGCUAGAAUAUAUAUUGAAAAAUCAGAGCCCUCAAUAACAGGCUAUAAUAUCACUGCUCAUGUUAAGAAACUGGAAAGUUCCGAAUAUAUUCUGAUGAAAAUUUAUACUUGCGGCUCCUCUAAACCGACAAAAACCGAAGCGAUUUUCUCAUUUUCUAGAGUAGAGAAGUCUUUCUUAACCUCAGUCACAUUUGACUCUCUCGAGGUGAGUGGUGGAGUCUAUACCAUUAUUAACACCAGUGAAGAUUACAAGGGCGUCCAGGUGUUCGCAGAUUACAGGUCUAACGAAAAUAUAUUAUCCCGGGGAUUUAAAGCAGAUUUCAGGACCACGUCAUCACUAAAUGAUUCUGAAUACGAAGCAAAUGUCUUUAUCAGCACACUGAGGGAUUUUCCUCUUACCUCAAGAGUCAUAGAGAUGAAACUCACUAAGAAAAUCAGCCUCCCUGAUACUGCUCUGGAUUUGCUCUGUGGGACAAGAAAUGUUUUACGAAAUUAUUUUGACUUUAAUUUUGAAGCCAGUGGAGAUUUAAGGUACACCUCACAGUCCAGCUUGCCUUUGCCAUUGAAACUGCGCAAACUUGACUUCCACACGGGCCUGGGAGGCUGGCAGCUCGACUCCAUCAUUCGUCAGACCAGAGAGUCAGGAGAGAACGCUGAACACUUAUCUACCUUCAAUGUGAAGCGAUGGGAAGAGAACCUGAUUUUUGUUGAGGCUACCCACACUACACAAGGAUCACUUUACGAUAACUUUAUCAUUAGAACUGCAGCACUAAUCAAGCUGAGUCAGACGGAGUACAAGAGCAGCGCAGUAAUGCAGAGAGGUGUAGACACUGCUGGUGUGACCUGGCAGGUCCUCGGCGCCAGUAACACCAGCAAGAUUAUGGCGCUAGAAGUGUUGCACACUUACAGUGGCAAGUCAUACGGCGUUAUAUUCAUGGUAGACAUUCCAAAGUAUAUAUCAGCCAUCGAGUUUGAGAGUACCAUUGGAGUAAUGGAAGAAAAUAUCCUCUUGAUUGAAGUUGGUCUGACAUACGGAAGUCAAGUGAUCCUGCAGGUGUAUGGCCCAGUAAAAUACGAACCCUCUUCAACAUCUGUCGAGUUUAAUGCUGAACUUAGGAUCGUUACAGCAGUCACUGGACGUCACCACCUGUCUACCGCCGUCAGUUUUGCCAAUAACAGUGAAAUAAUGUCCUUUACUCUCAAGAAACACCAGGAGUUAGUAGUUACUGUGGAGUGCAAAGCGGUGAAAAUCACCCAACAAGAGACUGUUAUCGCAGCACGGGUCUUGCUCCCUGGCUUAGUCGACUUGAUGACUGACAUUAUCACAAACGAGAGGUUCCUGUACAUCACUCUCACUGGCUUGCUCUCACUGAGGAACACGUCGCCGCAUACACUCAAGGGCUACGUCAACAUCGACCUGCAUAUGAAAAGUGGGAGGGUGGAUAUCUCGUGGGAUACUGACCACGACCCCAGCACCAGAGUCACCAUUGAUGUCACCAUUGCUAGUGUCCCUCUCCAUCCAGGCCAAUUCUCCCUUCAAGGCCUGGUUGGGUACAGAGGCAUGUCUUACCCUGUGGUUUUAGAAGUAAGUGUAGCAGACCUUCACCACACCACCUUCACUCUCAACAUUCAAACACCAGACAACAAGUCCUUGGUCUUGGAUUUUGUAAACGCAUUUAAGAUCAAUUCCUCGGUCUCCAUAGACACUCGUGUUCUGUACAAGAGCCUGCGCGACAUGCAAUACAAGUUAACAAGCUUCAUCACCUUUGAGAAAUUGGAUGGCCCGUUCAGCUUCAGCUUUGAAUCUCAGCUCAGCUUCACAGCACCACAAGGUCAUCAGACAAGCUUGAAGACUGAAGCUAAACACCAGUUGACACCUGAGAAGCGAAUAAUAUAUUUCAAGGGAAGCGCGUCUUCUCCGACAAGAAAGCUGCCACUGACACUUGAACUGGAAUCAAACAGCACAAAAAAACUUUAUGACUUACAGUGGAUGGUAGACACAACUUUCCCGGUUACAAUGUAUAACGUAGAGCUAAUGAUAGGCCCUAACGGGGCUGUCAGAGUCUUUGAUUCCUGUCUAAAUGUUACUGCUGUUAUGGAAUUCUUAGAUGCUGUGGUGAAGCUGUUGGAUCUUGAAGUGUGGUAUUCGGAUGAAUUUUAUGAAAUAGGCAGUAAAGAAAUUGUUGUAUACCACUACCGCUUUCACAGACCCACACUCAACACCUUCUCAGUGAUCUUCGAGUCUCCAUCCCGCAGUGUUGAGGGUGAAGCAGAGUACUCGCCUUCAGAAUCAAGUUUUAAGUUCUUUCUUGACAGAAAUCGCACAUACAGGAUCGCUGCUAAGUCCUCCUACAGCCAAUUGGAUCAGCAGUCAAAGUACGAAGGCCGAUUGAGUCACCCAAGACUGACAAAGGAUCUAGGAGUUACUCUUCAGUUCUCAGAUAGUGUAGAGACCCCGAGAGGAACCAUUGAGCUGGAUAUUUUCCCCGAUAGAGCAGACAAAAUUACAGGCGCUUUAAAGACAAGGAAGAUGACCAGAAAUACCAUCAUGUUUGAGGUGUUGUUUACAUCCAGGAUACUAGAAAAUAACCCUAAACUCGUAGUGGUCAUCGCCAGGGCGCCACAUAUUGUUGGGUUCGAUGCCAUGAUACACUUGAGGUCCUCUUCGCCAGUAUUAUUUCAAGUGUCAGCAAAAUACGACGGAACUCCUACUGGAGAUGCAACAGUGACCUUCCAUGUGAAGAACACUGAAGGUACCGUGAUGGAAAUAGCUGGUGUGGUGAAGCCCGAGUUAGUUCCUGACUGUAAGGGCCUCAGGAUCAAGAGUGUAGUGCACACCUCUCUAAUUGGAAGUUACGACAUUCAUUUGAGACUGGGCAAACCAUCAGUUUUCGAGCUGAUUACGGAGAGUCACAGUAGCCGCAAGGUUUAUACCACAAAGUUCGACUUCUACACUUUCAAGAAUGUCGAGGCUAUGAUGUCUGUAUAUGACAAGCUUCAUCAUAAGGAAGAAGUUAUUGUUUUAUCACGUAUAAAGCCCUUAUCUCCUUACAUGAUCGAUGUUGAUAUGACCUACAACGAAAGAAAAUUUAAAUCACUGAAGGAUACUGUGUCAGAGAACUGGGUGUACGUGGCCAAGACAUUUUUAGAGUGGAGCGCCAAGCAGUACCAGUGGGUGGUGAGACAGGCUCACCAUCGCCACAUAAACUUUCCACCAGAAGAGCUCAGCUCACAAGUCGGGCAGCUCCUAUGGGAUCUGUCGGACAUCAAAUCAUACCUAAGUGAUGAGAUUACUGCAGCCUACGAGUUCCUCUGUCAAAACCUAGACACUCCUAGUGUGGCUUACAUACGUCAAGUGGUGAACCGUGUCUGGGGGUCCUCAGCUGGCUCAAACAACGCCUCCCCAGACACACAAUCACACCCUAUGAAGAGAAGCUACACUGGAUGAAAGAAACUGCCGAAUUCAAUUAUAUCGUCAAAGCAGUUGCCCUGAAGGUUAUACAUGGAAUAUUGCACGGUGACGCGGGUGCCACAUUGCGUCUCCUGUUCUACCAUCUGAGACACACAACCUUCUACAACAUGCUCAAGAAUGACCUCGAUAACAUCAUGAUACAAUACCCAG
Molecule: messenger RNA, 6830 nt
Organism: Cherax quadricarinatus
Lineage: Eukaryota; Metazoa; Arthropoda; Malacostraca; Decapoda; Parastacidae
Source: RefSeq, a predicted model, not a curated record